GUCACUAUUUCUGGUGACACUAUUGUUGUUUUCAAGCUCUUUCUUCGAACAAAAGGCCGCAAACCAUGGCCCAAUCUAUGAAUAGAAACAAAAGCUCGGCUCAAAUAACGGAUAACCCUUGCCCGAAGCUAAAUGCUGCUAUUUCCGAAUUUGAGAAGUUGAGAGAGAAGCAUCAAUUGUUUACACGCGUCUCCUCUCAGACGACCGGUAAAAUAAACGAGAAGAUAGCCUUUCAGGAGUUUGGCGAUGAACUGAUUUCUUGUUUGGGUGUCAUGAGAAGACUCAUGGAAGAUGCAGAGAACGAAAAUAAGAAACUGAAGCAGGAGAAAUUCUUGAUAUACAAAAUCGGCACUGCUUUGGGUGCAGUAAAUCGCGACGUUGAACAAUUACGAGCCGAACUUCAGAAACAAGACCGUCGUUUGGGUGCGCUUCAUAUAAAGGGCGAAAUGAAGGAUAUUUCAAACGAAAGAAACUCGGACGACUACGAGCUACGAAGAGUUUUAGCCGAGAAGGCCGAAAUUCAAGCGAAAUAUGAUGCUUUGAAUGUCUGUUUUCAAGAACUUUUGGUUAAGUCUGAAAACGUCGAGAGAUUGAAUGAACAAGUUCGCUCCUACAAGGACGACAUCGCUCGUGCACAUGAAACGAUAAACUGUAUCAACAACGAGCGAAGAAGAUUGAAGUCCGAAAAGCAUGAUUUGCUUGGCCAGCUGAGGGAAGCUUAUUGCAUUAUUGAAGACAAGGAAAGCGAACUGAGGGACUUCAUUACGAGUUACGAGGCGAGAAUGCGAGAGUCCGAACGACAAUUUGAAGAUAUCACGAACGAAAGACUUUCAUGGAUGGAAGAAAAAAAACUACUGCAUAGCACACAACCGAAUCAAAUAUCACAGCUUAAACAAGUCUUGGACACUAAAGAUAUCGAAGUAAAAGUACUACAAACAGAACUUUCAGAAGUCAAAGAUCAACUGACGCGACUCCAGUUGACUUUGAACUGUCCCGUUUCCAAAUCGGACAAUCAUAAAACGAACCGUUCUAAUGCUGCAACAACCGCCCACGAUUCGGGCAUUUUAAGCCACGUUGAAAGUACAACUCGUAGAGAAGAUUCAUUGGCAUCUGAAAACACCAUCUGCGAGGUGUUUUCGAAUCACGGGAAUGCUGACGAAAAUGAGUCGACUUACUUCAAAAAGAGGAAACGAUACGGCCGUUUGGGACUAGUACGAGUGUUCAGCCGAAGUAAAAGGAAAUCGGUGGACUUAAAAGGUCUUCCGGUAUCGUCUGUUAGCGACGAUUUCGACAGCGAAGUGUCGGAUCUUGUUCAAUUGUGGGAGAACAAUAAAUCGAAUCCUAUAUCACAAUGGAAGUCACCCGCAGUCAUCGCUUUUUUACAUGUACACCUUCAGAUGCCUAUGUAUACAGAUCGGUGUAUGGAGAACGUGAAAAGUGGCCGAAUUCUUGCUGACAUGAGUGACGCCGAGUUAUCUAGGAGUCUGGGAAUCAUAAGUUAUAUGCAUCGAAGGAAGAUACGCCUGGCGAUCGAGGAUUUUCGCCAUCCCGCCUCUGUAAAAUACUCGAAGAUAGGUGAAAUCAAUCAUCAUUUUAUCGCUCACGAUUGGCUCGCCCAUAUUGGUCUUAGCCAAUACUCUUUCACUUUCGAAACGCAAAUGGUUGACGGUCGAGUUCUCACUGCAUUAACGAGAAAGGAUAUUGAAAAAUACUUGAACAUUACCUCAAAGUUUCAUCAGGAAAGCAUACUUUUUGGGGUUGAUCUUCUCAAGCAUCUUGACUACGAUCGCGAGGUUCUUGCGAGACGUAAAGAGAAGUGCGAUGAGUACGAUCAUGACCCGUUGGUUUGGAGUAACGAAAGAGUGAUUCGUUGGUGUGAUGCCAUUAACCUCAAGGAAUACUCCAGUAAUUUACGCUCCAGUGGUGUCUUUGGUGGUCUUCUUGUUUUAAAUAAUUCGUUUGGUCCCGAAGAAUUUGCCAAAUGUCUAAAUAUUCCCGAGGAGAAAACGGCCAUACGGAAGCAUUUAGUUGGAGAACUAUCGUCAUUGAUGAUCAAUGCAAGAAUUAAUUCGAGCGGGUGGUUACGAUCGCGAAGCUUCAGUCGACGUAGUUUUCGUCCAAGAUCGAAAAGUCUUUAUCGUCACAGUCAACGUGCAGGAGAGUAUGAAGUCACUGGUAACAGCCAAGAUGACAAUGUUACCAAGUUACUUGAAUUGAAUGGAUGUAACCAGGACGUUUAUAAUGUCGCGCCGGGCGAUCCUACGAAGCGAAAUUCCUUCGAGAGGUGGUCAUUAAGGAUACAGCGACCCAAGUCUACUGAUUGCGAACGUCAUCUUGUGGAAUAAAAUAUGUGCUUUUGAUGGCAAAUCGCAUGCACUCCAAAACGAACCACUAUUUGUACAGCAAAACUUAAUUGCACUGUAAGCGUAGUUAGUGCUUCAAACAAUGAUUUCGUUGUUCAAAUUUUUAAGCCUUGCGUCGUGCACAAAAAUUUUUACAGCGCUGAACCGGGUUGGAGAAAUCGUUUCUUCUUGCAAUGUUGCGUUCAUAUUGUUGCUCUUGAUGUACUUUUUAUGACGAUGCUUUGAAUUUUUGUUCAGUUUAAUAAAUAAAUUUUGUAUAUUUC
Molecule: messenger RNA, 2626 nt
Organism: Xenia sp. Carnegie-2017
Lineage: Eukaryota; Metazoa; Cnidaria; Anthozoa; Malacalcyonacea; Xeniidae
Product: kazrin-like
Molecular function (GO): protein binding
Source: RefSeq, a predicted model, not a curated record